AGAGGGAGAGAGGGAAGAUGAUGAAAAAUAAGUAAAAAGAGAAGAGAGCUGAGAGCGGGGGGGAAUCUUAUUUUCUUACGAGCGGAAAAGGCGUCACACCGGGCGCAGAGCGCAGCACGGAGGACGGAAGAGAGGGAGACGCAUCACGGGGGGAGAGAGAUAGAAAAGACGGAGGGAGGAGGCGACAGCGGGUCGUAAACACGACAGAAAACGGCGUAUAGGACGGCAGACAGCGGCGAUCACCCCCCGCCGCCACCCCCGAGUCCCUCCUCAUCUCUCCAUCUCCAUCCUUUUCUGCACCGUUUGUCUCAUUCCUUUGCGCACCAAAGCGGCUCGGUGAUUCUGGGGUUUAUCUCUAUAUUUGAAUCUUUUCUGGGCAAACCGCUGCAGAAUAAACAUCAGCGGCAAGAGAGGAGAGGAGAGCCAUCACCACGACCGACGGGAUCCACCGUAGGUCCUGCCCGGGACGAUCAUCGGCGCAUCUGAUUCGGCGGAUAAAAGCGGAGCGGGGGGGAGGAAAACACUGCGCGAUGACUGUAGAGUAACCCCGCUGAAGCAGAGAGAGAGAGAGAGAGACACCCCGGCCCCCGGUUAUCACCGUCUCCAGCAUCACCAAUGCGAUGGUAUAGCGGCUUCUGCACCAAAACUGCCAGACUAGACUCAGAUCAGCAGGGCUCUCAUCCACCAUGAACCUCUGAAAUAUCCGACACAGGCACAGAUGGGAUGAAUCCUGAUCAGUGUGGACAUUCACCUUUUCUCUGAUGCCACCGUCAGGAUGAAAAUGCGGCGGCACAGGGUGUUCUUGCUGUGCACGGUGGGCCUGUGCGUCAUCUCCUUCCUCCACUACUACAAGGCCCUCCACUAUGUCUCCCUGCUGCGUGAGCUCUCCGCCCCAUACCCCAACAUCAAGUCCUUCAUCAUGGUCACUGGCUUCUUCUGGAGGGAGAAAGGUGUGGCUGCCACCCCACUCAGUCCCGCCUCCCCGGAAGAGGCCCCUCCCCUACCCGUUCUCCACCAAUUGGACACCAAAGCUAGAGGAGUGGCGGGUGCUGCGGGAGGAGGGGGAGGAGGAGGGAUGGGUUUGGGGAUUGAGGGGGUCGUAGUUGGAGGUGCUGGGAUUGUUGGCAGCGCAAGGCUGGAGCAGAGGGAUGAUCCGGCAGCCCCUCAUCCCUGGGAGAAACCAGUGGAGAACCAGCGGGGAGACUCUCCAAAUGAGGUAGGACAGGAGAGAGCUGAAGACCAUUUAAAGCCACGGAACCCCAGCCACCAAGCUCAACCUGCUGGGCCUGACCUUCCAGAGGUCGCGUUGGGUGGAAAAGAACACCAGGUGGUGUUCCUCAAGGAUCAGUUUCAGGAACCCUUAGAAUCCAUGGGAGACCUCCACACCCGCACUCACCAGCUUCAAGAUGACAAAACACCUUACUUUGUCAGAACCAAAGCUGGAGCACUUUGCUUCAGGCAAGGGACGGAGGUGGCUACCCCAAAGGAGUACUCUGGGAAAGCAGGUGGGGCUGUCGCUAAUGGAGGUGGGGACGGUGCUCGGGCCGGGGCUGCUGGGCAACGGAAACCUCUGCAAGUCCAGCAGCAGCCCUCCAUAGCGCCAAAAGCCAAGGCGAGGGCCAGGGGAAAUGGGAAGCGGCUGGUCAAGUGUGUGUGUCGGCCAGGAUGGCACGGGCCUUACUGUGGGGUUCCCACCAUGGUGUACCACUCCAAUCUACCGACCAAGGAGAGACUGACACCCAGGGAGACCCCGCGGAGGGUGAUCAACGCUAUCAACGUUAACCACGAGUUUGACCUGCUGCACGUACGCUUUCACGAGCUCGCCCAAGCCGUUGAUCUGUUCCUUGUAUGUGAAUCCAACUUUACUGCGUAUGGAGAGAAACGGCCGCUGAGUUUCCUGCGGCUCCUCCUCAAUGGUACAUACGAUUACAUACGUCACAAGAUCCUGUACGUGUUCCUCGACCACUUCCCAGAGGGCGGUCGGCAGGACGGCUGGAUUGCUGAUGACUACUUGCGCACCUUCUUGACGCGUAACGGCAUGUCCAGGGUGGUGGGCUCCAGGUCAGACGAUGUCUUUGUCAUCAAUGACGCAGAUGAAAUCCCAGCGCACGAGGGUCUCCUGUUCCUCAAACUAUUUGAUGGCUGGACAGAACCUUUCGCCAUCCACAUGCGCAAGUCACUGUAUGGAUUUUUCUGGAAGCAGUUUGGGUCUCUAGAGGUGGUAUCAGGUUGCACUGUGGGGAUGCUCCGGGACGUCUACGACGGUGACGGCAUCAAACUGCGGCGGCGUGAAUACUACACCAUGCCUGGUUUCCGCAAAUACGAGAACGACACUGGCCACAUCCUAGUGCAGUGGUCGGUGGGCAGCCCCUUCCACUUCGCUGGGUGGCACUGCUCCUGGUGCUUCACGCCAGAGGGGAUCUACUUCAAGCUGGUGUCAGCACAGAAUGGAGACUUCCCGCGUUGGGGUGACUACGAGGACAAACGAGACCUCAACUACAUCCGUGAUCUGAUCCGGAGAGGGGGUUGGUUCGAUGGCUCCACACAGGAAUAUCCCCCGGUGGACCCCAAAGAGCACAUGUACGCCCCCAAGUUCAUGCUCGAGCACUAUGACAGAUACCGCUACCUCCUGGAGAACCCUUACAACAAAGCGUCCAGACUGAGUGAGGGAUAGGGAGUUCAGCUGACAGAUAUAUGUGAAAUAACUAGUAGGGCCCAAGUGAGGCCUCAGCACUAAGUUGGGGGGGGCGGAACAUUACUGAUGAACUACAUCUCUCAUUGGAGUGAUACUACAUGUAUCUCCACCGGGCAGCACUGAUGUUGCAGGGAUUUAAAAUCUCUUAAAAAUCAUUGUUGGGGUCAAAAAAGGGAACAGUGAAUCACAUCCACCAUGGAUUGCAGAGAGAGCAUUGAGAGGAUACAACCACUGGAUAAACAAAAUCAUAGAUUUCCUCAUUCCUCCCUUUUUGGGGGAAGAGCCAAGCUAUCUCUCUUUUUGUCACCCCACCCUUGUCCUCCUUUUCUUCACCUGAUCUGAUUCGACGCGCCUGCUGUCUGAGAGAAAGGGGUCAAAAGAAAAGUAAGGGAUGCUUUGCAGGCGUGUGAAACCUGUGCAGAGGAGAAACGUGGGAGUGAAGGACUGUUUUUUGUUUCUGUCUGUGUUUACUAAAGUUUUCGGACUGGCCGGUGUUCCCACUUCACUCUCCGCCUUCAGAUGUCUUCCUGUCAUAUUUGGUGACUUCCUUCCAGAAACAGAAACACGUUCAGAUAUUGCGUUUUUCUUGUGUCUCGGUAGAAAAUUCUAAAUCAUAUUUAAACCCUGCUGGAGUGCCCAUCGCCAAAUGAAAAGGAAUGACUCCAUGGAGAUGUUUCAGCUUCUUCAUGUACUCACACAUCCACAUGCACCUUAGACCUGUCUGUGUGUUUGUCUAAAAGUGUGUGGCGUGUCUUUGUAUCAUAUUGUUUUGGGCUGUGAAGGGGGGCCAAGAUCAGGGAGAGGAAAUAGAAGGCAAAAAAGAAGCACGGGGGGGUGGGAAAGACGUCGAGAUGAGAAAAACAGCACGAGCAAGACAGAAGGCAGGAAAGAAAGGAGGAUAAUGAGGGAGGAAGACAGCGGCAAUGAAAAGGAGAAGAAAGGAGACUUUUUCUACGUUCCCUUCCCCACAGCGUCUGCUGACGCACAAGAGAUUUGGUAGGGAUGAGUGUGCAGAAUGUGUGUGUCCCCCAGAGCUUACAGAUAGCCCUGAAUAAAUCAUGCCCUGUCAAUGGCAUCCGAGAAAGAUGAAACCCGCUGUUAGUUUGUCCGAUGAGAACAAUCGAGACUAGCUGGGGAAAGAUCACCCUUCAGUUUUUGUCUCACUGUCUGUCCAGCAGCUGAGAUUACUUUUGUUUCCUUGGAAACUAAAGUAUGUGGAAAAGGGAGAUGGGAUGGGUGUUGUUCAGAUGAGUGGGUGGGUUCACAUCAGGCAAGAAGCUGCAGCGUUCAGACGAGGUCAGCGCCGGGCGUAGAUCCCCCCGGUUAAAUAUUCCCUCUUUCUCUUCUGCUGUCAAUCGCCCACUCUCUGAAAAUGACUCUUCAAAGCUUUUUCUGUUUCUCUCCUGUCGUCUCUCUUUUUUUUUUUAUGCUGCUGUCUUUUUUUCUGUCUUUGGUGUGUGUAUUUCUGCUUAAUCCUCAUUAACAAGGCAUAUUUUUUCCUGUCUUCAAUUCAAUUAUUCUGUCUUUCACACAUUCCCCUUUCUGUCAGAAACUUUGAAAUGACUCUUCCUCUAACUCUCCUUCACCCACACACCUACACACACACACACACACAUUUACACUGCCUCUCACACUCCAUUUUGGGUGUGUAUCUAUUUCCUGUUAAUCCUCACAAGAAUUCCCCAUUUCAACAAUAGGGGUGUAUUUAUCUUCGCUCUGCCUCAUUUCUCUUGCCCUGUCCCUACAGGACAAGGCAGCCGUUACCAUGGCGAUGCCUUCCCUUUUGCACACAGAUCACUAACAUGUUAACAUUUAGGCAUGAGCGCUUACGCCCGUUGUCUUCUCCCCGUCAGAGACGGCUGUCGAUGUGGCUAGAGGCUCACAUCCCCACCCCGAAUUGUCAAAGAUUUGGCGAGCAUACUUUUCUCUGUGGGUGUGUGUCAUGUGGGCUGAGGCCAGUGGGGGAAGCUGGGUUACAUUCUUGUCAGGGGCAAGCAAAUCAUUGCAGCAAUAUUUACAAUGGUAGGGUAAACAUGUAGCACACAAGCACUGAUAAAAAAAACAGUACAAUGAUUUUUCUUUUAAUUGCAGAUUGAUUGCGUCCACCAUCUGCUUCUUCAACGCCUGUCUGGGCUUCACAAAUACUGUUUAUCUCAGCUUCAGACUAGACACUGUUUCAAGGUGAACAGCUCCUGAAGAGGAGUAACAAGUUUUGGGGACUAAAUUUCCUGAGUUGCUGAGGAGAAAUGCUGGGACUGAGAAUAUUUUUAAACCUAAAGGCAAAAGUUUGAAGGUCUCAAGACGCCUAUUUCACUUUGCUGAAAGUAUCCUUGAGAAAGACAUUGAGCCACAACGUCCUCACUUAUCAUUUAGUCCCUUUGCAUGAUGUCAGCUGAAGCCCUAAAAUGUAUAAUGAAAGUUUCUGGAUGAUGAUCUGAGUCAGUAGUGAUGCAGGGAAUUAGCAAAACUGGCACUGGUGUCCCUCAGUCCAUCAGCGUGCUGGCUCUUCAUGGCUGUGAGCUCAUGCUGGGAGAAUCAGAUUAGCCAACAGGCCGCUGACAGUUGUGUCGGGUCUGUACUGCUGCCUCAAUGGCAGCGUGGUCUGCGGUGGCAGCUGUUAGGGGUUUGGCAUCGGUGUCCAGAGCCAAGCUUCCGUCCAAACCCAGAGGGGCUGCGGAGGAACGAGCUUUAAAUAGGAUUUGACAAGAGACGACACCAAUGCUGGAUGAAACGCUUUUUUGUUCUUAAAUUAGCCUUUUGAAAAGGUAAUGAUUGAUUAUGAUUGAUGGAACAAAAAUGAGGGGUAGGCAACUUGAGUCUCGGUUUAACAAUUUAAGAGUAGAUGUAUUUUAGAGAUGUUAAAGCAUGAAUUCAGGCUGUUGUUCAGAAUAGAUGGUUGCGGAUCAUUUUGCAUCAAAUCACUAAUAUUUUUUUGCUGCUUUUCUGGCAUCUGUCCAGGCUGAUUUUUGAGCUUUUCUAGUAAAAAACACUUCUGAUGUGUGUGUUUUCUGAUCUCAGCAGUUAACACAAAAAUAACCAAAUUAUCUUAAUUGGAUUUACAAAACACAAACAAAACUCGCCUGCUUCCCGCUGGCUUCGGGGCUUGAAACCGCAACCAUGCAUAGACGCUCGCUCUGUGUGUCAGUCUGGUGAAAAAUGAGUUCAUCCUGUCAUUUACACGGAGCCAUAUGCAAAAAAACAAAAAAACAAGAAGUUAGUGCUUUGUAACCAAACGUCAUCUCAGAAAUGUGACCACAGGGGUGUCGGUUCAAUCCCAUCAAGGGUUGGGGCGUGUGUUUGUGUUUAAGCUCUGCCAAAAGGCAUCUAACCAGAGUUUACUCCCAACGCUCAGCCUGCUGCAGUCAGGCUGCACAUCUGGUGAACAGCAUUUCUGUGUGUGUGUUUUCAUAUCAGUAUGCAUGCUGUGCACUUUUAAACCCAUUUGUGUGUGUGUGUUGGGGGGGGGGGGGGGGGAGAGAGCAAGCAUAACAGGCAUUGACUUAUACCAGAUAAGGUUGUCUGGCACGCUGAAAGAGAAGUCAGGGUUACUUCACUUGGUCUGUUGCCCUGUCAUCACCAUGGUAACGAUCGCCUUGAUGAAUUCCUGAGAUCCCUAGCAGCCUGAGGUCAUCAGCCAGACCAGUAGGAUCAGCAAUGAGGGAGAAUGAUUAGAGAAAUCAAAACAUUUUUCCAUUUUUCUCAUUGCUCAGUCACUUUCAGUAAAUGUCACAGCACUGCAGAGCUGAGUUGACACAUAUUUGCUGCGUACCCCAUUACCCAGCACACACCUCUAUUUUCUUUUUUUUCUUUCUACACUUUGUUUUUGUUAUGGAAACAUUUUUUUGGGACUGAGCAAAGACAGGAAGACAAGAAAAAAAGAGAGAAUCCUGUUUCAAACAAAGCCAAGGCUUGAUGAACGGAGAGUCAAAUCCAAAAAGAGACAUUUCAGAAAUAAUCCUUCCACCGCCGCCAUUCCCAGUGACAGCCUUAUUGGAUGGAGCAUGGUCAUGACACAGGGGAGAGGAGGGAGGUAAUAAGCUUGACCAAACAGCUUUGAUUUUUCACUUUGAUGAGGGAAAGUCAUCACAGCGAUGAAAUAAAAAUCGUCCAAACGAAGGGAGCAGCUCAUCAUCCUUGUAAAAAGGAAAUCUAUAACCCAGUGACAGUUUAAGUGAGAACGAGGUUGUGUUGUUGAACGAUGGAAGCGGUGUUUGUGCCACCUCGCUGGGCUUGUAAUGGAUUUAAAGGGUUUGACAUCCAGAUAGGAGGGGGAAUGUCUUGCUCAAGGACACUUCAGCAGAUUGUGGCCACUCAGCUGACGUUAUAGGUCCUGCAACAUUUAUGUUAGUGGACACAUUGACCUGGUGCAGGAUCAAUCCUAAAAAGCCUAUAAACACAAUACAGCCCCACCUUAAUUCGGUCAGGUGUUCUCGGGCACUCCGCCAACAAAUAAACACGACUGCAUGCUUCAGGUGAUUGGAACAGAGGGAAUGAAUUAAGUGUAAAAUGCAAAACUAUAAACGAGAUGGAGUGAUGCCGCUGCGGACAGCGGUUUGGAGUUGUGUUGCUAGGAUACUGCUCGUUGCCGUCUUUAUUUCCUUUCAGCUGUUGAACUUAGCAAUAGGAAGCAAACAUGGACCCGUUUAGAAGGUUGGAAGUGCUGUCAGGGUGUUCUCUAAAGAGAUAUUUACAUUAUUCUCUGUUGUAGGUUUUCUGCUGCAGUAUCCAGUUAACUGUUGGAUAUCAUCAAACUGACUUUUGCUUAAUGCAACAUAUAUUCUUUGAAAAAAAGAAUUAAUUUAUUGAGUUGUUUGGGAUUAUUCUUGCACAGGAUUUAUGCACCUAAAGGCUUAAAGGGGCACUGCAGUGAUUUAGUAUUGCACUUACAGACAGAUUAAAAAAAUUACGGUCAAAAUUGGUGCAGCUGAGACCAAGAUGUCCUCUAAAAACUGAGCAAAAUGCAGCUCAACAGCGUCUUCUUCAGAGGAUGUUAUGCAACUAUUUUCACAGGCCUUUCACAACUAACCAUGACCAGGAAGUUGAUCUUUAUGCGUAAAAUCAUUAAUGACCUUUUAAGUUAGCUUUAAAGAUACCGAAUCAAAAAAAAAAAAGUCACAAACAUCAGCCUUUGAAUGUCCCAUCUUCGGUCCAAGCCUCCUUUCAGCACG
Messenger RNA from Toxotes jaculatrix (banded archerfish), 7863 nucleotides. RefSeq names its product beta-1,4-mannosyl-glycoprotein 4-beta-N-acetylglucosaminyltransferase b (gene mgat3b). Gene Ontology annotation, cellular component: membrane. Gene Ontology annotation, biological process: N-acetylglucosamine metabolic process; protein N-linked glycosylation. The transcript has 6 exons. The record is from RefSeq and is a predicted model, not a curated record. Gene Ontology annotation, molecular function: beta-1,4-mannosylglycoprotein 4-beta-N-acetylglucosaminyltransferase activity. Lineage: Eukaryota; Metazoa; Chordata; Actinopteri; Toxotidae. Bases 776 to 2674 code for a protein of 632 amino acids.